Penicillium psychrosexuale is the source of this 186-nucleotide messenger RNA. RefSeq lists its product as uncharacterized. The record is from RefSeq and is a predicted model, not a curated record. The coding region runs from base 1 to 186 and encodes 61 amino acids. The transcript has a single exon. NCBI's taxonomy places the organism in Eukaryota, Fungi, Ascomycota, Eurotiomycetes, Eurotiales, Aspergillaceae.
AUGAUUGGCCAGACUCAAAUUCCAACCCUGCUAAUUCCACAACGGCUUUCCUUCACAUUCGACCAGACCAAAAAUAAAACAUCGCAGCAUAACGCCCGAUCAAUCAAAAGCAAUCUAACCAGCACGACCCAGCAUAUCUCGGGCGAAAUCGCCAUUAGCACAGCCCGCAUCCGAAACGUCUCCUAG